Messenger RNA from Closterium sp. Naga37s-1, 2862 nucleotides. The record is from the annotation of a GenBank genome assembly. Lineage: Eukaryota; Viridiplantae; Streptophyta; Zygnematophyceae; Desmidiales; Closteriaceae.
AUGAGGACGAGUAACUCAGCUAUGGUCGUGUUCCCGCUUGCCCUGCUCCUCAUGGUGACAUCAUGGCCCGCUAGCACGUUCGCGGAUUUCACCGACGACGCGACGCUGGAAAAGGAGCUCACCUUCGCGGGGCUCACGGGAUUCGUGAGCCUUAUUAAGCAGGGCGGCCUCUUGUCGGAGCUGGAGCUCCGCGCGCGAAAUGGAUCCGCCGUUACUCUCUUCGCGCCGACCAACGAGGCGCUCAUGCGCUCAAACCCCGCUUUCCUCGCCUUCCUUAAACUGCAGCGCAACGACCCGAUGCUUCGCGACGUGCUGAUGUACCACGUCAUCGAGAAGCCCGUGUCGGCCUUCGCGUGGGAAGGCUCGUUCAGCACGCUGCAGGGCGCGCCGAUUCAACUCCACGUGGACUCUCUCGCGUUUCAAGUUGGCGACUCGACGGUGAAGCAGUACAAGGCCGUCACCAUGUCCAUGGGCCUGGCUGACGGGCAGAGCGCGGAGGUUUUCGCGGGCACGAUCGUGGUUCAUUCCAUCAACUCGCUGCUCGUGCCUCCGGCUCUCGACGAAGCAUUUUUGCAGACCGACCUGAACACGAUCCUUGCCGAAGGAAACGAAUCUGACGGCGAUCAGGGCUUGUACGGCUCGGACAUCCGGCGGUCCAUGCUCGCCGGGGCACCAGGCUCCGAGCCUCUCCCAGGCCCUCCUGUCACUUCCUCACCGCCACCCCCGCCCAGCCCCACUGUCCCAGUCCAGCCGCUCCCUACCCCCCCGCCUGCUCCCACAACCGCGCCUCCGCCUCCCAAAUCUGCUCCUGGUUUGCUGGCUCUCCGGCAGCUGCUUCCAACCUUGAGCUUCGCCUUCCUCGCCCUCGCGGCGUUGUUUGAGUGUUUCCUAGCAAACACGUCCUGGACGACAUCCGCCUUUUCAGGAGGAGCCUCCUACCGCUGCUCCCCGUGUUCCGCGCCGCUGCCCGCGCCUUUUCCAACGAGUGGUAGUGUGACAUCGUUUCGCGGUUUAAAUACCCUCGAUGCGCUCAACGCGUUCGACGCGCUCGUGCUGUUCGUCAGCAAUGCGGCUUUUUGGGUGCAAUUACAGGGCACGGGCUUGCUUCUGCUCCUCGCUGUCCUGUGGUUCAAGGCCUCUCAGUUGCGCCUCAACGAGGCGCGCAGGAUAAUCAGGGAGAGACGCACUAUAGCAAUACGCGACGUGGCGAACGUCGCUGCCCUCGAUGUUGCCAGUGGUAGUUCUCACCCUGGUAAUCAUCUCUCGCAGGACGCGCAUCACGCGCAGCAGCCGCAGCAGCCGCAGCAUCACAUGCAAGACCACGCGCAGCAACAGCACGAGCUUCCCAAAGUGACGGUCGUUCUCGCCGUAAAAGGCUGCGCGGGCGACGCGGGGAUGAGCAACUGGCGCUCGCACGUCCAGACUCUGUACGGCGGCGCGACGGAGUUCAUCUUCUGCGUGGAAACCGCCCACGACCCCGCGUGCCGCGCGGUUAAGGCCCUCCAGCGCGAAAUGUGCGGACUUGCGCAGAUACGCCUCGUCGUGGCGGGCCUCGCGACGCGCUGCUCGCAGCAGAUCCACAACCAGCUCGCUGUCGCGAUGCGCGCGGGAGCGGACUCGAAAUACCUCCUCUUUUUAGACGACGACAUUCAAACCCACCCGGACACGCUCACCCUGCUCGUAACAGCCAUGGAGGAAAAUCCCAACGCGCUCGUCUGCACGGGCUAUUCCUUCGACUUCCCGGGUCCGGACCCGCAAACCAGGCGCAACCUAGCGGCAUACGCGGCCAUGGCGUAUCGCGUGCCCGUGCAGCUCGCCAUGGCGUCGGGCGGGAAGCAGCUGCCCGUGUGGGGCGGCUGCAUGAUGAUUCGCCUCGACGACCUCCGCGCCGACAGAUACGGCAUGUUGACGGCGCUCAGCGCGCGCGGGUACAGCAACGACCUCACUCUCUCCGCCAUCGCCGCGAGCAACGGCCGCGACGUCGUCUGCCCCGCGGCGGCGAUUUUCCCGGGGAGACUGUCCGGGUCGUGGACGUUCCAGCGGUACUGGAACUACGUGCGCCGGCAGACGUUCGCGCUCACGACCUUCUGCUCGCCCGUCGCGCUCGCGCUGAACGCGUGCGCGUUGCUGCUGUACGGGUACGGCUCGUUCUGCGUGCUCGCGCCGCUGCUGCCGUCGGCUCUCCGCGUGGCUCGCUUCCUCGCGUCUGUCUGGUGGAAUCGUCCGAGUACUGGACCUGACUGGUGGGAUCCGUUCCCUUCCAGCUUAUCCCUCCUCAACUUCCUCGCCAGUUUCUCCAGCAGCGCGUGCAUUAGACUCGUCCUCGCCAAUGCGAGCCUGCUCCUCGCACUGCUGUACCUCUCAAUGUUUGCCCUUGCGACGCUCGCAGGUAUCCGCCUGUUCCACACCACCUUCGUCCUCUGCAACCUCCUCUCCCCCGAGAAGCCCCCCAUCCGCCUGGGCAGCCUCAGCCUGCUGCUGGGCGUGGCGGGCAUGCUGGUCAAUCUCGCAAUUGUCCCUAUUGUGUCGGUGUACACGCUGCUGCAACCCGCGAUCACCUGGGCUGGAAUCACAUACGUGCGGCGCAGGGGGCUUAUUGUGGAGGUCAGGCAUCCCCAACUUCCGCAGGUGGGGCAGCAGCAGCAGCAGCAGCAGCAGCAGCACAGGCAGGAAAGGGACGGGGUUGUGAAGGGUGAACGGGAGGAAGUCGAGGGAACAGCGGAGGUGGAGGUGGAAGAGGAGGAUGGCGAGGAGCAGCAGCAGUGGCUGCUCCCCCUCCUCGCAUCAUCACCAGUUUAUGGCUUAAUCAAGCAGGUUGAUCGGGGGAGACUAGACAGAAAGCGGGCGCCAAACCCACCGUGA